GGGGCUGGAACCAGCGGUGCCCCCUGCCCCACCGCGAAAUGGCGGCCAGCGAGACCCCGCCCUUCAUUUGCAUGGCCACGCCCCAACCGCUGACGCUACGGCAAGGGCGUAGUCUCCACGGUAACGGCCGCGGCGCUGCGCGCCGUGGGGCUCGGUGGCUCCGGUCCCCAAAGCUCGGUCCCCAGAGCCCGGCCAUGGUGGGUGACGAGGAGCAGGAGCGGGAUUUCCAGCGGUUCCUCCGCCGGGUGGACGAUAUCGCCAAUUUAGUGCAAGGCUUGAGCUCCCCAGACUCGGCUGUCAAUGCAAAAGCCAUUGCUGAAGCAGAGAAAAGGCUCCAUGAUCAAGAAACUAACAAGGAGGAAGAAAGCAAAACUACAGUCAACAGAACAGUCAUCAACACCCGAGCUUCUGAUGUGGCAAAUGCAGAGGCUGUGAAUGCAGAUGGCUUUCUGGCAAUGUUGGAAAAGGAUGCAAAAGAACGUGCUAAACAAAGGAAGAGAAAUGAACACUUAGCAAAUGCUCUGAAAGAGAAGGGAAAUGAUGCCUUCAGGAAAGGAGACUAUGUCAGAGCCAUUCAGAGAUACACUGAAGGUCUGGAAAAACUGAGAAAUAAGCAGGAGCUUUACACAAACAGAGCACAGGCCUACCUGAAGGUGCAUGAGUAUGAAAAAGCCAUUGGUGACUGUGAAUGGGCAUUAAAGUGCAAUGAAAAAUGUAUUAAAGCCUGUUUUCUAAUGGGGAAGGCUCAUCUGUCACUUAAACACUACAGUGAGGCCAGGGAGUGUUAUGAGAAGAUCUUACAAAUCGAUCCCCAAAAGGAAAGCCUGUUUAAAGAUUGUAUGAAUGAGGUAAACUUGGAGGAGAAAAGAAUGAGAGAUGAAGAGAGAGCAAUGAAGGAAGUUGAGUCUGGAAACCUUGCUGCUCUGUCCAUAAAAGAACUGCUGCAGAAACUGCAUAGACCUGACCAGAAUGUCCUCUACUAUGCAGGAGGGAUCAGACUUUUAGCUGGAACUGUGAAAGAUUGUACUGAGCAAACUUUAUUUAGAACAAACAAUGGAUUCAGUAUCCUCGGAGACAACGAGAUUGUAAGAGGGGGCUUCUGUGCAGAGAGCAAAAAUGCUGCUGAAGUGGAUUUGUCUGUUUCUCUUCUGCUCCUUUGGCAAGCUGUCUGCGCUGGGAAUGAAGAAAAUCAGCGUCUUCUGUUGACUCACCCUGAUGUGAGUGCACAGCUGCCAAAGCUGCUUUCCUCAGGGGUAUCGGAGAUCCAAAAGGAGACAUUGGCACUAAUUUAUCUUUACUCAGAGAAUGAGAAUGGGAGGAGACUGCUGGUCAGGCACCUGGAUCUAACCAAAUGGCUGCAGGUUUUGAUGAUGUUUGUCAACAGCACUGAUGCCAAGGCUAGCAGUGCCAUGGACAUAUUAUCUGAUUUAACUCAAGAGGAAAGGUUCAAAACCCAGUGUCGUGUCAUGCUUUCCACAGAUGUUUUACCUUUAUUCACCCAGUUGCUGACCUCUGCCAAGCUGGUGAACCAGGCAGCCCUUGCCCGUUGCAUUGGCAUCAUGGGGAAUCUGUGUGCAGAUGGAGUCAUUCGAAUGCAGAUGGCUGAGUGCAAAGAGUGCUGGCAAGCAUGCCUAAAGCUUGUGGAUGAAUACUUUGAUGUGAGCACAUCCAAAUACCAGCAGUGUUUGUUUGCAGUUCUGGGCCUCAUGAUGAACUUGCUGCUUGAAUCAAAUGUGAUUAUCCAGUACUUUGCUGUGGACAUAAGUGGCAGGUGCGUGUCUCUCCUCAGGGAUAAGGAUGGAAGGAUUGUCACAAGAGCCACUGGAGUGCUAAGUCGCAUCCUGCCAGCAUCCUCCUCGGCGGUAGAAGAAGUAGUGAAAGGAGGGGUGGUGAAGAAAAUGAUCAAAUUUUUGAAAGCUGGAGGAGAGACUACAUGCAAUUAUGGUAUAAAGACCCUUUCCAUCUGCACCAGAAGUAACAGGCAAGCUCAAGAAGAUCUCGUGAAGUCAGAUAAAGGGUUCAGUGUGCUGCUGAAGCUCUUGGACUCAGAGAAUGAAAUGAUUGUAGGCAAUGCUGCACUCUGCCUUGGCCAGUGCCUUGUAGUUCCUGGAGCAGCAACAUCGUUACUGAAUUCCAAUGUUGUGAUGAUCUUGUUGAAGCAUGCUGGUGGCAAUGCUAGAAGAACUUCAGUGCAGGAGAAUGCAGCGAUUGCUCUGGGGAAGCUUUGUGUUGCUGAACCAAGGCAUAUUUUUCAACUGCGGAAACUCAAUGGUUUGGCCAUCCUGAGCUCCUCUAUGAAAUACGUGCAAAGCAUCUGAAGUUUUCAAGAGAGCUUCAAAAUGUGCUGUUAAUAUCACUUGCUGUUGAGUACUGUAGUUUUCUCUUUAAUAAAGCUAACUCAAAGUGCAUCAA
Molecule: messenger RNA, 2412 nt
Organism: Pezoporus flaviventris
Lineage: Eukaryota; Metazoa; Chordata; Aves; Psittaciformes; Psittacidae
Gene: TTC12
Product: tetratricopeptide repeat domain 12
Exons: 21
Coding region: 39-2318 (759 amino acids)
Molecular function (GO): protein binding
Source: RefSeq, a predicted model, not a curated record